Molecule: messenger RNA, 1113 nt
Organism: Condylostylus longicornis
Lineage: Eukaryota; Metazoa; Arthropoda; Insecta; Diptera; Dolichopodidae
Gene: Hacd1
Product: very-long-chain (3R)-3-hydroxyacyl-CoA dehydratase hpo-8
Exons: 3
Coding region: 207-893 (228 amino acids)
Biological process (GO): sphingolipid biosynthetic process; very long-chain fatty acid biosynthetic process; fatty acid elongation
Cellular component (GO): endoplasmic reticulum membrane
Molecular function (GO): 3-hydroxyacyl-CoA dehydratase activity
Source: RefSeq, a predicted model, not a curated record
ACACCUGGCACUUUGCAUCUGGCAAUAAUUAAUGAAAAAAAAAACCACACAAAUUGAAAUCAAAUUAAAAUUCAUUAAAAGCUUGGAUGUAGUUUAUGUUUUGCAAAUGUUAAUCAGUUUAUAAAAGUACUACGAUCAAGUCAAUGAUUCGGACAUUUGUUUAUUAACGCUUUGAUUUAGUUAUUACGUUUCAAAUAAACAGCGAAAUGGCAAAAGAGAAAGUUGGAUCAUCACAAAGGUUAAUUACAAAAUUAUAUUUGCUGCUGUAUAAUGGAGGACAAGUUGUAGGGUGGUCAUUUAUGUUAUUCCAACUGAUGACGUAUUAUGUUGUCGGAGUUCCAGGUCAAAGUUUAUGGGAUUAUAUUGGCUGGACAGUUAUAAUAUUUCAAAAUGCUGCUGUAUUAGAAAUUUUUAAUGCAGCUCUUGGUUUGGUUAAAAGUAAUCCCAUACUGACUACAUUUCAAGUUUUUAGUCGUGUUAUGGUAGUCUGCGGAGUUGUGAUGGCUACCCCUGAAGCCAAAAAUUCACCUGGGCUUCCACUUGCUCUGUUAGCGUGGUCAAUUACAGAAAUUAUUCGUUACGGAUAUUAUGCUUUAAAUAUCUUAAACAUAAUACCACAAAUUUUAAUAUUUUUAAGAUAUACAACAUUUAUAGCUUUGUAUCCAAUUGGUGUUACAGGAGAGCUUUUAUGUUUUUAUUGGGCUCAAAAUUACGCCAAACAUCAUAAAAUUUGGAGUAUCGAUAUGCCCAAUAAAUACAACGCUACAUUUUCUUAUUUUCACUUACUAUGGAUUAUAAUGCUUUCUUACGUUCCAAUAUUUCCACAACUUUAUUUGCAUAUGUUUGCCCAAAGAAAAAAAUUUUUGGGUAAAUCAAUUACAAAAGCAAAGUAAAUUAAAUGGCGCUAAAGGUAGGUAUUUUUAAUAUAGCUUAGGACUAGAUUCAAUUAAGGAAAUGGUAUAAAAUUUACUAGUUUGCAUUUUUAUAUAAAAAUUGUUUGAGAAAGUCUAUUUUUUAUUUAUUUAAAGAUUUUGAUGUUGUUAUUAUAAAUUUUAAGAAUACAUGAAUUUUUAAAACUAAUGAAAAAAAGAAAUAAAUUGGGUUUGAGCGGAA